This is a messenger RNA of Fomitopsis serialis, 3266 nucleotides long. RefSeq lists its product as uncharacterized. Gene Ontology annotation, molecular function: transcription coregulator activity. Gene Ontology annotation, cellular component: Z disc; nucleus. Bases 98 to 2926 code for a protein of 942 amino acids. Lineage: Eukaryota; Fungi; Basidiomycota; Agaricomycetes; Polyporales; Fomitopsidaceae. The record is from RefSeq and is a predicted model, not a curated record. The transcript is spliced from 6 exons.
CUACAGAUCUUACCAGUCUACCUUCUCCUGGUCGUUCUCGUCUCUGCUGGCCUCGUAGCUGUCGAUUGAUGUUUGAAAGGAGUAGGGUGCUAUAAUCAUGGCGCACAACGCGUACACUUACCCCCAGCCUGGGAUGGCGACGCAGUAUGACCCUAGAACUCAGUCCUAUCCGUACCAGGCUUACCUCAAGCAACAGCCGCAGCUCCCUCAGCAGCAGAUCUAUAACCAUGUGAACGUGAACGCUGCCUACUCUCAUGCCGCUACAACAUAUCCCGGGCAUGCGCACGCUGGAAUUGCUGCGCAUGCUGCACAGUCGCCUCUGCCUGCCCAACCACAGGCCAUUGCCUACGGACAUCCUCCACAUCCUCAGUAUGCUGCCCUGCCUACAUUUUCACCACAGGCAAGCUACGCACCCUCAUUCGAACAACACGGUGCCCUUCCGCGACAUACGACACCGUCGCCUGGACCUACGAGACGACCGCUGCCCGACCCGGGACGCGCAGCACGGAGUAACUCCAUCUCUACCCACCCGCCGCUUCAACCAACGCCAUCUCCUGGUCCGCCUGCGCCUACUCACAGGACAUCCCUCUCGGUCUCUUCCAUUCCGACACCUGCGCGACCCACCACUCCUACGUCGCCUCGGGCACCACAACCGAAGCCGACCGUCGCGGUAAGUCCUCCUCGUCCCCUUCCUCAACCAGCGUUACCGCGGUCCCUUGGGCAACCGAACCUUGCGCGAAGUCCCAGCCCGACCAAGCGUACGUUCGCCGAGGCGCAGAUGGCCUCCCCGCAUCCCAUUGCGCAGGCGCGAAGCGUUGCCGAGGCCGUACUCCCGCUCGGUACCCCGUCUGGUCAGAGGUUCGUACCGCACUGGAAGCGUGCCCUACCUACGCCAGGCCAACCGCAAGUCGAGCGACGGAGUACUGUGUCGGGCCCCGCACCAACUCCACCACCGUCAGUACGUCCGCUGCCACAGUCACCAGGUAGUCAGUCCCGGAGCCAGUCCGGGCACCAGUCACAGCAACCGUCUGCAGGCCAGACAAGCUCGCCUCCUCGGAAACUGCCACAGCCUAACGGACGACCCCUCGUCCGUUCGCCGAGUCCAUCGCCCGGUGCACGGGAAGGUUCUGCAGAGAGCUCUGAUGAUGAUGACAUCGCUGGGAGUGCGUUGCUUUCGCGUCCACAGGACUGGGCAGGUCGCUCGAGCCCGCAAUACGGCAUUCGAGAUCUCCCAUCGCAGAUCCGUUCGAGCGCAAGCAGAGACUCGAAUACCACGCAACGAAGCGCGACCUCGCGGUUUGCAGAAAUGUCCCUGCACGACCCUGGAGGCAAUGUGGACUUGGACCCACGCCCACCGUCACGCCACGGUCAUUCCCAGUCCGUGCCGACUGUCCCGGCGCAGCAAUACGCGCCGCCCAUAACGAGACGCUGGCCUGCAGGCUUGCCGCAGCUACCUCGCGCACCGGCUGCACUGGAGAGCCUCGACGAUGCGCCGCCCCCCUCUCUCCGACGCUCCCCGUCCCCUGUGCGACCGGCACCAACCAGCCCCCUUCGCGGCGCGAGGCGACCGUCGAUACGUACAGACGAACUGACACGGCCCCGGCCAGCCCGUUCGGCGCACACGCCGUACGAGUCGCCCGCUUCCGCAACGCCCCCGCAGUCUGGUGUGUCGGACAGCUCCGUCUUUACUCUCUCGUCCUUCCCGCCGCCGCCUCCAUUCGCCCCGCCACAUCCACCCAUCGUUUCGCCCUCCCCCGUCGUCGCCUCGUCUCCCCCCACACGCCCCCCGCUACGCUCCAGGGACUCCGUCGGCUCGGUCUUCACUCUGUCGUCCUUCCCGCAGCCGCCUCCGCCGGUCGUGGCCCGGCCCCCGCGCAAGGACUCGCUUAGCCGCACCCAGAAUAACAGGACACCCGUACCGGCCGCCAAUGGCACCUUCGAACCGAACACUAUCAGGGCAGGAGCCCGCCAGCCAAUUCCUAAGGUGUCUUUCCCUGCGAAUGCGGACUCGGACUCGGGUUCGGACAGCGAUGGUGUGGCUUCCGGUGUGCCAGCGAUCUCCAUCAGCGUGUCGGGCUCGAGUGACGACGAUGUUGGUGGGCCUAUCAUCAACAUAUCGGGUGCCGAUGACGACGCCCCGCCAAUUCCGAGCAUCUCGGUUGGGGACGCGGAUGACGACUCGUCGGUGCCGCAGAUUAGCAUCGGUGGCGCGUCGAGGAAGGCGAAGAAAGUCGGUUCGAGGAGCCCGCUCGAGCGGGUUAUCAGGAAGGGCCCUGGGCUGACGUGCGGAGGGUGCGGGGGCGCGAUCGUUGGAAGGACGGUGUAUGCGAUGCAGGCGAAGUGGCACCCGGGGUGCUUCCGGUGCUGCGUGUGCGACGAGCUGCUGGAGAACCUGAGCAGCUACGAGCACGAGGGGAGGGCAUACUGCAACUUGGACUACCACGAGGCGUUCGCGCCCAAGUGUUACCAUUGCAAGACGUCGAUCAUCGACGAGCGCUUCAUCACGCUGGACGACCACGAGCUAGGCAAGCGCACAUACCACCAGCAGCACUUCUUCUGCGCAGAGUGCGGGGACCCGUUCAUGGAUCCUAAAGGGAGUUCAUUCCGGCCAGCCGGAGGCGGGCAGACGUUCUCGGGAGACGGCGACUUCAGCAGUGGGGAAGGCGAUGUGGGGUUCACCGUCUACCGCGGACACCCGUACUGCGAACAGUGUCACGUGCGCUUGCGCCUGCCCAAGUGCAAGAAGUGCAAGAAGCCCAUCAGGGAUGGGAUGAGGGCGGUGGAGGCGCUGGGCGGGAAGUACUGCUGGGAGUGCUUCACAUGCGCGGGUUGUGACCAGCCAUUUGAGAACCCGUCCUUCUUCCAGAGAGACGGCCUGCCGUUCUGCGAACACUGUUUCAGUAUAAUGAUCAAGAACGAGAUGUGAUGUGACUUCGGACUCUUAUGCCAUUCAUGAUCGCUGCUCAGUUAUUUAUCGCUAAUGCGAGUGCGCUUGCUCCGAUUGAUGUGCUUUGUCGUGCAUGUAUAUGAUCCCUUAACCCUUCACGAAGGAAAUGACUCGACGUGUAUCACGAUAGAACGAUGCCCCUUGGUUUGGCGAGUCUUGUUGUAAUUGGCACGCAAUAUAACCGUGUUCUCAGUGAUGCUACUGGUAUGUACAUUACCCUCGCCUUGCUGCCACGCAUUAGGCCUGUACCCUGGCAUACGGCGGUUAUACACACAGCUAUGCACGGGAGGAGGGGGCCUUCAAACGUUCUCCUGCAGGU